AUGCCGAUGCUGCCCGACCCGGCCUUCCGGGCCAACUGGUCCCAGUGGUCUGGUUCCACAAAGGCAGACCAAGAGCUCCUGCAGAGGCACGGGCGCUGCUUGGAGAGCGCUCAAGUCCGCUCUCGGUACAGAAUCUGCGGUGCGUACGACGGCGCCAACCACAGCUCCGGCCUGGGAGAUGAACCCCUGGCUGUGCAGCUUGACCCGCUCCAGGGGCAGAUGGACGCCCCUCGCCACUUUACGGUGGUGCCACGUAAAGCGCGCGAGUGGGGUUUCUCGCCUUCGGAACAGCGCACUGUCGUCUUGCAGUAUGACGGAGUGGACAGCCCCGCUGCCUGGGCAGCUCAGUUGCACGGAUGUUCAGUUGUGAAUGUGAGCACGAAAGCUGAAGGCGCCGUCCUUUCCUCGACUGACGCGCUAUGUAAACUCCUCACCACUUGCCAUGCACAUCUGUGCGAGCAAGUGCGGAAUCAAAGCCUGGGUGGCCAGAAAAUAAGUGUCCCGUGGUCAUUCGAUUACGUCCACCCACCUGCUCUGCUGUCGCCAGAUGGCACCGUGAAGCUCUUAGCCUGCAUGGAAGGGGCAGCUCCAGCCUGCAGCGAACGCAUUGGCAAGCGCUGGCUCUACAAGCAGGGAUGGGUUGGCAUGCAGGGCUACAGCCUGGCGUUCCCCGUGAAGUCCUUGCUGAAGCAAGCGACCAACGGCACCGCGCUGAGCCUGCUGAAAGAGGUCCACAGCAACUUGACCCAAGAGGAAGGCAAGAGCUUCGAUGAGUACGCUGCGCGGGAGGUCUGGCGACUGCCAGAGCUGUCAGGUGACCUUCUCGCCACACUGGCGGCCCUAGGCGACCAAAUGCCCAAGGACCUGGCAGACGCUAUGCUAAAGAGCCCCUUGGGCACGAUGCCACCCGUGACGCUGCAG
Symbiodinium necroappetens is the source of this 921-nucleotide messenger RNA. The record is from the annotation of a GenBank genome assembly. Lineage: Eukaryota; Dinophyceae; Suessiales; Symbiodiniaceae.